CUGCAGGAGAUUAAGCAGCUGCUGGGCCCAGAGGAGGCGGCCGAGGCCGAGGCGGAGGCGGCGGCGGCGCUGCGGGCUGGGCGCCUGGCCGCGCUCGAGUACGAGCUGGGCGUGAACCACACGGAGACUGAGGAGCUGUCGGCGGGCGAGGAGCACCUGCUCAAGUGCACGCGGCUGCUGGAGCCGCGCCGCCUCUCGCGGGCCUGCGUCUCUCUCUACAUCCAGGCGCAGAACAAUCUUGGUAUCCUGUGGUCUGAAAGGGAUGAAAUUAAAACAGCACAGACUUACUUGGAAUCUGCAGAAGCCUUGUAUAAUCAGUACAUGAAAGAGAAUGGGAAUCCUCCCCUUGAUCCCAGUGAACACUUCAUGGCAGAAGAAGAAAAACUGACAGAUCAAGAGAGAUCAAAAAAAUUUGAAAAGGCCUAUACCCAUACGCUCUAUUAUCUGGCCCAAGUCUACCAACAUCUGGAAAUGAUUGAGAAGGCUGCUCAAUAUUGCCAUACCACCCUUAAACGACAGCUUGAGUACAGUGGCUACUACCCAGUAGAAUGGGCUCUCAAUGCUGCUACCUUGUCACAAUAUUAUCUCACUAAGCAAUGCUUUAUGGAGUCUCGACAUUGUUUAGCAGCUGCCAGCGUCAUCUUUAGCCAAGCUGGGCAGGCUCCAUCUGCAGAGGACAAUGAAGCUGAACAAGACCACCAGGAUCUUCAGCAGCGGAAAGCUGAAAUUGCAAGGUGUUGGAUUAAGUAUUGUUUAAAUCUUCUGCAAAGUGCUCGCAAAUUGCUUGAGGACAACAUAGGAGAGCUGGAUCCAGACAGGCAAUCAGAACUUAAAGCCCAAAGAAAGAAGGAAGAGGAUGAAAAAGAAAAGAGAAGGAAGAAAGCUGUUUUAUUUGGAACCAGCGAUCUGUGUGACUCUGUGUUAGCCAUGGAAGAGAAAGUGAGCUGUGUAUGUCCUUUAGAUUUUAAAGAAGCCAGAGAAAUCUUUCUUGUGGGUCAGAAUUAUGUUCAGGAAGCAAAGGAAUUCUUUCAGGUUGAUGGUUAUGUUACUGACCACAUUGAAAUUGUUCAGGACCACAGUGCUUUGUUUAAGGUACUUGCUUUCUUUGAGGAAGAUUAUGAAAGGCGCUGCAAGAUGCACAAGCGUAGAAUAGAUAUGCUGGAGCCCAUAUAUGCAGACUUGAAUCCACAGUAUUACUUGCUGAUUAGUAGGCAACUUCAGUUUGAACUGGCAGACACCUACUAUGAGAUGAUGGAUUUGAAGGUAGCUAUUGGUAACCGUCUAGAGGAGCUUGACUCUCACACAGUAAAAAAAAUUAAUUCUCUGGCUCAGUUAGCAGUCAAGUACUAUGAACUCUUUUUGGAUUCUUUGAGAAAUCCAGAUAAAAUAUUUCCAGAAAAAUUGGAGGACGAUGUUCUUCGCCCUGCAAUGGUGGCCAAAUUUCACAUUGCACGACUCUAUGGCAAGCUUAUUACUUCUGAUGGCAAGAAACAAUUGGAAAAUAUGCAGACAUCAUUGGAAUAUUACACAUUUCUGGUAGAUUACUGUGAGAAGUAUCCAGAUGCUGUUCAUGCCAUAGAAACUGAACUAGAACUCAGUAAAGAGAUGGUUGGUCUUCUUCCAACAAGAAUGGAGAGACUAAGAGCCAAACUAUGUCCAUUCACUUAAGUUCUUGUCUUCACUGAAUGGAAAUGUGCAGUGUUAAAAUGGUAUCUGUAAGAAGUGCCAUUGGACAUUUUGCAUCCUAGGUGUUGCUCUUAGAAAUCAGUUCUCUGCAGUUAUGAGCUCUAGCUGUGGCAGGCAGCGAUAGAAACUUUUGUAAAACUGAGAACUGUUCAGUUAAGUAGCUGUCCUACACUAAUGGUAUAAAGUCUCUAAAUGUAAAGUAAAUGUCCAGCUGGUGCUUUGUUUUGCUUGCUCUAUGGAAAUAUAAAUCCUUCCUGUCUGUCUUCCUCCAGAAUUUGGUUCCAUUUCUAAAUGCAAUGCUGUGCUUCAGAUGUUCUUUUAAGGAAACCUACUGGGUAGCUUGUUCUAUCCAAGAGAACUUUUCUAAGAACUGUAAAACACAUUCUGCCAACAACAGAUGAUGUUAGAGUUUUUUCCUAAUCUUUGUCCCUAAGAAACACAUUUCCCUUGACAUGGUUAUUUUACGUUGUCUUAUAUUUAUUUUGUAUAUUAUAAUGAAUUAUUUUGUCUCAAAGUACCUGUUAUAGAGGCUUAAUAAAUGGACCUGCUUGACUAAAA
This is a messenger RNA of Alligator sinensis (Chinese alligator), 2244 nucleotides long. RefSeq names its product KIF1 binding protein (gene KIFBP). Gene Ontology annotation, molecular function: protein binding. The transcript has 7 exons. Lineage: Eukaryota; Metazoa; Chordata; Crocodylia; Alligatoridae. The annotation marks the transcript as partial. The record is from RefSeq and is a predicted model, not a curated record.